AUGGAGGAGGAGAGCGUGAUUUCGCAAGGCAGCAAGAGGACGUUUCCGGCCGAGGAGCCCACUGUCGCCGCCACGCCGCCUGUGCCACCGCUGGGCGACGCGUUCGACGACCCCGCCCGCUUUGAAAACUACGCCAUUCUUGCACUGCCGGCGUCGUCGUAUGGCUCGGUUCUUGGCGACGACGACGAGGACGGUGAGGCUUACAACAACAUGAGACGACGAGCGACAGCGAGCAGCGACAGCGACAGCGAGUUCGAAGAUCAUGACAAUCGGGUGAGGUUCUGGGACGGCGAUGCGUUCGGGAGUGAAACCGACCUGGUGGCGGGGCUUCUGACGUUCCUCGGCCGCCAGACGCGGUUCGCCUCGUUCCAGGGCGCGGCCGGCUUCAUGCGCCUCUCCGCCGCACAGGCAUCCCCCGGCGGCGAGGAGGACAGCGAAGGCGGGGCGAUCGUCGUGCACUACCGCAUCACCCGCUUCUCGAGGACCCCACGCGGCGUGCACGGAGUCGAGGUGCGCGACUUCGGAACGGCCCUGCACCACGUCCGGUACUUCGUCCCCUUCCCCGUCGCAGCCACCGACGCAGCGAGCUCGCUGCGCCUCGUCGGCGCCGCGCUGGCGGCUGACGUCUACCCGUACCGGUACUACGUGCAGCUCCAGGCGCUGUGGUCGAGCCUCGUCGCGGCGAUCCCGGUGCGCGUCCCGGCGCGGGCCACCCGCCUCGUGGUCACCGUCGACGUGGGCGUGCUCCGGAGCGAGGACCGCACGCCGGAGCGCAUGGAGCUCAUGCGCGUAGCGCUUGCGGCGCUGGCGCGCGAGAACGACGACGCGUUGCCCAUGGCCUGCGGUCUAGAGCAGCACCUGCCGGCGCCGGUGUGCUGCGACGGCGGGUCGGCCGGGGGCGACGAUCGGCCAGCGAAGCGGAUGAAGAGGUUCGCCGUCGCAGGAGAGGUGUGCGCCAUCUGCCACGAGACGCUGGAGCAUGGACUCGCGGCGUGGCCACGGUGCUCCCACGUCUUCCACGGCAAGUGUCUGGAGCAGCUCCUCGUCACGGUGCAGCAUCGCUGCCCUAUGUGUAGGAGUAUGUUGUCAAUCAAAGGCAGCAUGCUCGAUUGA
This is a messenger RNA of Miscanthus lutarioriparius, 1113 nucleotides long. The record is from the annotation of a GenBank genome assembly. NCBI's taxonomy places the organism in Eukaryota, Viridiplantae, Streptophyta, Magnoliopsida, Poales, Poaceae.